AUGAACACCUAUAACUCUACCACAGACAAACACAAUGAAGACAUGCUUUCCAAUACUAAUAAAUACUUAAAACUAUCCCCAAUGUUAUUUACUCCUGGUAAAUUAUCUUCAUUUGAUUCAUUAGACCUAUAUACAACAUUAAUUAAAUCGGGGCAAAAUUUAGAACAGGGUGAAAGAUUAAGUAAUAUGUCAUGGAGAAUACUCAACAAAGCAUUAUUGAAAAGAGGUAAUAUAAAUGUAUCUAAGAAGAGAGACGGUGUACGGAAUUUAUAUAACGUGAUAAAUCCAAACAAAGGGAAAAUAUCAAAUAAUACUGAUACCAACAAGGGUACAUGGAAAAAUAAACAUACCACUAGUAACAGCACCAAUGCUAGUAACCACACUGUAAAUCCUACUACAAAAAUAAUCAAUGCUUUAAGCCAGAAUAACGGUAUUUCCACUAAUAAUAAUGAUAUUAAUGCUAAGGUAACUACACUUGCAAAACCAUUGAUUAAAACCCAAUCGUUGUUCAAGAUCAAUAAUAAUAAUAUAGUAAACCAUAACGAUAUCUAUUUCAGUGGUGAGGAAUUGUCUGAAAACUCUUCCUCAUCAUCCUCACUGACAAAUCAAAAAAAGCCUUUCCCUAAUAAAAAGCAGAGCAAUAAUACUAAUAUAUUUAGGAGCAAUCAACUUGAUAACAACAGGAACACAAACAAGAUAUAUUAUGAUGAAAACUAUUCAGAUGAUGACGAUUUAGAUGAUGAUUAUAGUGAUUCAGAUUAUGAUAGCUAUGAUGAAUAUAAUCAUGACGAUGUUUAUUAUAAUAAUAAUUACUAUCGUAGGAAUCGCAACAAUGUAAAAAAUAAUAGUGUACAUAAGCAUAGCACCACAAGCAGUGGCCAUAAAAGGGAUGGAAAAUGGAAUACUUUGAUAAAGUCAAAAUAUGGCAACGCUAAUCGUGCCACUGUUACAUCUAACAACGAACUACUGUAUUCUGAGGAUAAACAUGAACACAAAACUCUAUUCCAACAUGCAUUAUUAAACGGUACAGCUGUUUCAUCUCCUUCAGUAUCUUCCUCGGGCUCAUCUCAUAAUAAUGCAAAUACUAAUAUUCACGACAAAAAUAAUAACGGCAAAAAUAAAAACAAUAACGUUGUUUUUAGAAGAGGUAGUUUUGGCUCGAUGGUGUCCGAAGCUACUAGAAAAAGAUAUGCACAUUCUUCAAAUGCGCCACCAACUGCACAAACCUUACUACCGACUGCUUUAACCACGCAUAUGUUUUAUCCAAACAAUAUUAGGCAGCAACGUAUAUUACAAAAGCAGCAUAAGAUAUUAUUAUCAUCUGCUAUGGAUGAUAUCACCAGUGCAAAGAACGGUGCUGAUUUUCGAGAUGAAAGCGAGGAAGAUGAUGAGGACGAUGAAGUCAUGUUUUAUAGUGAGAGGUCUGCCAGAAGGAAGAAAAUAAUUAAUCAAAAUAACCAGUGUAAUAAUAUUAAUACCAAUACCAUUAUUAAUAAUAAUAACGAUAACACUUAUAAUACUAAGGGUGCUAAUGAACAAAAUAACAUACAUGGACAUGAUAGUAACAAUAGUUCUGGCUUUGAUUUAUAUGUUAAAGAUAAACAAAAAAUUAGAUCAUUAUUUUCAGGACAUACAAAGAAUUAA
Saccharomycodes ludwigii is the source of this 1644-nucleotide messenger RNA. It is a transcript of the gene MKS1, whose product is annotated as Mks1p. Lineage: Eukaryota; Fungi; Ascomycota; Saccharomycetes; Saccharomycodales; Saccharomycodaceae. The transcript has a single exon. Bases 1 to 1644 code for a protein of 547 amino acids. Gene Ontology annotation, biological process: negative regulation of transcription by RNA polymerase II; regulation of nitrogen utilization; mitochondria-nucleus signaling pathway. Gene Ontology annotation, cellular component: cytoplasm. The record is from RefSeq and is a predicted model, not a curated record.